AUCAGCGCGAUAUCUCACAUUCGAAAUUGGAAGCGUAGCCAAAAUGAUAUAUCUACAUGACCAAUUCUGUACUGCUCACUCGAUCAUAGAGAAAAAACUGCCUAGGCACGAAUGUUCAAUUGGAAUGUUUGAUAAAGAAGGAUCCUAUGGACCUGUUCGUUAAAGUUCUUAGCAGGUACAAAGGAACAGCUUGUUUGUGCGUCCACCGUUAACAAUACGAACUGAUGUCGACUGAUUUUGGUAGUAAUUGCCAUUAGUUUCAAAAAUACAAGUCGAUACGAAUUUAUAAACCACGCACUAAGCGCGGUAAGUUACAUUCAGAAUGUGGGGUGCAUUUCUGCUUGUCCUUAGUAUCAAUCUCCUUCGGAGCGGUGUUGCGGUCGAGCUAGCGUUCGAGCUACCAGACAGCUCGGUGCAGUGUUUCUACGAGGAGGUUUUAGAAAGAACAAAAAUUACGUUUCAGUUCCAGGUGCUCUACGGUGGAAAGCGCGACGUCGACCUUGUAAUCACUGGCCCGACCCAUCUGGAGCUCUACAAAGAUAAAGAGAAACAGUUUAACUCCAUAGUAUUCAAGGCGCCAAGCACUGGAGUAUACAGUGCAUGUUUCUCAAAUGAAUUUUCAACGUUCAGCCACAAGCUCGUAUAUAUGCAUUCUAUGCUUGGCAAAGAUCCGCUAUUAAACAAUGAGGCGGCAGGUAAUCAAACAGCGACUGCAGCAGUAACCAAGAUGGAGUAUGCGAUCGGCGAAGUUCGAACGAACCUCAAUACAGUUACCGAGUACCAAACCUGAGCUCGUUUACGGGAAAAUCAAGCCCGAAGAACUGCACGAGAUCUUAAUUCGCGGGUAAUGUGGCACUCGACAAUUCAGUCAUUGGCCAUCUGCUCGAUAUUUUUUGCUUGUGUCCAUAUUGUAAAGAGCUUCUUUAGUAAAAAAGGCAAUAUUCGGUAGAGAAUGGUACAUACAUACUUCGAUGGAAAAGUGUCAGUGGUUGAUUAAUUAAUGAGUGAGUUGACAAUUCACGCAUAAAAGAAAGGCCGCAGUAACAGUUAAGUAAAAGUUAGCACUAUUCGGGCAGACGUAUUUUCAGUGAAGGUUUCAACAUUGGAUUAGUCUAUGUGAUAAUGUAUCUGACGUAGGUCUUAGACGAACUUCUAGUGUACUACGAAUACCAACGUACAAGGAUCUUCGUUUUGAAUACAAAACUAUCACGUCUCAUUUUUCUAGAAGUACCAAUAGAAAUAUCUUGUAGUAAUAAGCGUAAAUAUAUGAACAGGAAGCUGACAUAAAAGUUCAUUCCUUCGUUAGGAAAAAUACGUGCUAACGGAAACAAUGGUCAAUUGAAAAGGAAACAGCUGGGAAAACAAGAUUACUGUGUGUUAAGUAUCUUCUAAUGUAGGGUGUGCGGGAAAAUAUUUUGAUAUUAGAAUGCUCUAGUUGCUAUACGCACGUUUACUUGGACAAAAGCCAAUAGCUGAUUGUUACAAAUUGCAAAGUCUUGUAUCAAAAAGUAACUAUCCUUGAUAAGUUAACGUGUGCAGCAAAAAAUUCAGUGUGAGUGGUGAAUGCAUAAACUACAGGCUGUUAGCGGAACGGUGGUUGUCCACGAAAAACGAUCCUAUUUCAAGCGCAUCCAGGAAAAACAUGGCUCAAGUGUUGGAUUUGCGUGUUUACCAGUUAGCUAAUACGGUCUCUAAUAGUGUACACGUGUGCAACGCAGGUCUCAUAGAACAGAACUUGGGCGGGUGUACUGUCUCUUUGGUUGACGAACCCUUUAAAAAAAUACAUGCAUUUGACAGUGGUUGAGCUUGCGGUCGAAGGGUACACAAUUUGACUGAUUACGACUAUAGUUCCAUUUACUUCGCUAUUAGAUACGCUUUGGUAGACCAAACUUAAAAUAUCUGGUACUAUCGAAAGUAUAACUAAAUGGUUUCGUUGAGCACUGCUGGGAGUCCGGUUUCUCCAGACAAGGUUGAAAUAUAGGAAUUUCUUCAUGCAUUCUACAAGCAUUAAAGCAUUUAGUGACCAUAUACGUCUGCGCGACGGUUCUACCAGGCUGAGGUUCAAGCUCAAGUUGAAGCAUUAAAUACUGGAAUAACCCAUGCGUUUCGCCAUGAAAAAAGUUUACCUAGGCAUGAUUCGACUUAAUUCUUAAUAAAAUAAUUGCGCUCUCGAGUGAAGUUACAACGAUUCUAUAUCCCGCAGCUAAAAGGUCAAACGACUGUAGUCGCAGCCGCGAAGCUUUUUUUUUCUGUAAUUUCGAUAGCCAAACUUCUUACGCCUAUUGUUCACAGUGAAUGUUACCGUGAUCGAAUAUGCAUGCGUCUCUGUGUGCCAACAACCCAUUAAUAAAUCCGCUUAAUGUGUGUCGUAUUUUGUUAUUCUGCACUCGACCGUAUAGGGUAUUCAUGGAAGCCUAGACCCACUGG
This is a messenger RNA of Varroa destructor (honeybee mite), 2427 nucleotides long. RefSeq names its product transmembrane emp24 domain-containing protein 7-like. Lineage: Eukaryota; Metazoa; Arthropoda; Arachnida; Mesostigmata; Varroidae. The record is from RefSeq and is a predicted model, not a curated record.